Urocitellus parryii (Arctic ground squirrel) is the source of this 1552-nucleotide messenger RNA. It is a transcript of the gene Fgg, whose product is annotated as fibrinogen gamma chain. NCBI's taxonomy places the organism in Eukaryota, Metazoa, Chordata, Mammalia, Rodentia, Sciuridae. Gene Ontology annotation, cellular component: fibrinogen complex. The record is from RefSeq and is a predicted model, not a curated record. Gene Ontology annotation, molecular function: signaling receptor binding; protein-macromolecule adaptor activity; extracellular matrix structural constituent. Gene Ontology annotation, biological process: protein polymerization; blood coagulation, common pathway; fibrinolysis.
AGGGCUUGAAGCGCCAGGCGCCCCACGCAUCAUGGGUUUGUCCCUGCAACCCCGGGGUUUAAUUCUGUACCUCUGCAGCCUUCUCCUGUUCUCUCCAGCAUGCCUGGCAUAUGUGGCUACCAGAGACAACUGCUGCAUCUUAGACGAAAGAUUUGGUAGUUAUUGUCCAACUACCUGUGGCAUCGCGGAUUUCCUGUCUACUUACCAAAGCAAUGUAGACAAGGACCUGCAGAGUUUGGAAGACAUCUUACAUCAAGUUGAAAACAGAACAACAGAAGCCAAAGAACUCAUCAAAGCCAUCCAGAUCAGCUAUAAUCCAGAUCAGCCAAAAAAGCCAAAUAUGAUAGAGACUGCCACCCAGAAUUCCAAGAAGAUGGUAGAAGAGAUUAUGAAAUACGAAGCAUUGAUUCUAACACAUGACUCUAGUAUCCGAUUUUUGCAGGAAAUAUAUAAUUCAAAUAAUCAGAAGAUCCUUAACCUGAAACAGAAGGUAGCCCAGCUUGAAGCCACGUGCCAGGAGCCUUGCAAAGACACAGUACAAAUCUAUGAUACAACUGGGAAAGAUUGUCAAGACAUUGCCAAUAAGGGAGCCAAAGAGAGUGGCCUUUAUUUCAUCAAGCCUCUGAAAGCGAAGCAGCAAUUCUUGGUCUACUGUGAAAUUGAUGGCUCUGGAAAUGGAUGGACUGUGCUACAGAAGAGACUGGAUGGCAGUGUGGAUUUCAAGAAAAACUGGAUUCAGUAUAAAGAAGGAUUUGGCCAUCUCUCUCCUACUGGCACCACUGAGUUUUGGCUGGGAAAUGAGAAGAUUCACUUGAUAAGCACACAGUCUCAAAUCCCGUAUGCACUCAGAGUGCAAUUGGAAGACUGGAGUGGCAAAACCAGCACUGCAGAUUAUGCCAUGUUCAAGGUGGGACCUGAAGCUGACAAAUACCGCCUGACCUAUGCCUACUUCAUUGGUGGAGAUGCUGGGGAUGCCUUCGAUGGCUUUGAUUUUGGUGAUGAUCCUAGUGACAAGUUUUUCACAUCCCACAAUGGCAUGCAGUUUAGUACCUGGGACAAUGACAAUGAUAAAUUCGAAGGCAACUGUGCYGAACAGGAUGGAUCUGGUUGGUGGAUGAACAAGUGUCAUGCUGGCCACCUCAAUGGAAUUUAUUACCAAGGKGGCACUUACUCAAAAGCAUCUACCCCUAAUGGUUAUGAUAAUGGAAUUAUUUGGGCCACUUGGAARAGCCGCUGGUAUUCCAUGAAGAAAACCACCAUGAAGAUAAUCCCAUUCAAUAGACUCUCCAUUACAGAUGGACAGCAACACCACCUGGGGGGUGCCAAACAGGCCGGAGACGUUUAAAAGACCAUUCAAAAGUGAUUUGAUUUUUUAAAGGACUUUAUCUGAACAGAAAAAUAUACUAUUUUUCCUAUGGGACAAUGGACUUUCAAAGCCUCACUUCAUAUUAAGAGUAAAAGGAACUCAUGUUGAAAACUCCAUUAACAGUUUUGUGCUGGUGGUAAUUUAUCUACAUGCAUUUCAAUAAACAUUUUGUUUCCUAAGACUAGA